CUUGAGCAACGGGUUAAAAAAAAAGAAUAAAAAUUAAAAAAAAAAAAGUAAAAAAGUUUAGAAAUACCUAUAAAAAGAUUAAAAGAAUGGAAACCCUCAAGUUUCUGUUAAUCUUCUUGGCUGCUUUUGUAGUAAUCGUUCAUGCCGAUCUCCCCCAUUUCGACGAGUACUGGAAUGUGCGAGCGGUUGAAGCCAAACAAAACACCAUUGAGGCUUAUCAUCCUGAUCCCUUCAAUGUCACCAACAAAUUUAACUACCUAGUUAACCAGGCCACUAUAGAUCUCAAUGGCACAAGAAGGAGCCUAUUUCGUAAAAAUAGGAAGAAGGGUGGUCCAUGCGUGGCCACUAACCCUAUUGACCAAUGCUGGCGGUGUAACCCCAGAUGGGCUGAAAAUCGAAAGAGGUUAGCAGAAUGCGCCCUUGGCUUCGGUUACAAAACCACCGGUGGAAAGAACGGCAAGUUUUACGUAGUCACUGAUCCUUCAGACAAUGACAUGGUUAAUCCUAAACCUGGAACCCUUCGCUAUGCAGUGAUCCAAAAAGUGCCUCUUUGGAUCACUUUUUCGAGGAAUAUGAAUAUCAGACUCAACCAAGAACUCAUAAUGACCGGCGAUAAAACCAUUGAUGCUAGAGGAGCUCAAGUCCACAUUACUGGUGGUGCUGGUCUUACUCUUCAGUUCAUCAAGAAUGUAAUCAUCCAUGGCCUUUAUUUUCAUGAUAUUGUUGUUGGCUCCGGAGGAAUGAUCAGAGAUUCCGUUGAUCACUACGGAUUAAGGACUCAGAGCGACGGUGAUGGGAUUUCCAUCUUCGGCUCCACCAACGUUUGGAUUGAUCAUGUUUCCAUGUCCAAAUGCCAGGAUGGGCUGAUUGAUGCUAUAAUGGGUUCAACUGCCGUUACCGUCUCCAAUUGCCAUUUCACCGACCACAACGAGGUGAUGUUGUUCGGUGCAAGCGAUGGCUAUACCGGUGAUACUCUAAUGCAAAUCACGGUGGCGUUCAACCACUUCGGUAAGGGACUGGUGCAGAGGAUGCCUAGGUGUAGAUAUGGUUUCGUCCAUGUCGUCAAUAAUGACUACACUCAUUGGAGGAUGUACGCCAUCGGCGGCAGCCGUAAUCCUACCAUCAUCAGCCAAGGAAACAGAUUCAUUGCUCCAAAUGACUUAAAUUGUAAACAGGUUACAAAGAGGGAAUACGCAAUGGAAAGCGAGUGGAAGAACUGGAAUUGGAGGUCACAGGAAGAUUUGCUGAUGAACGGAGCAUAUUUUGUUCAAUCUGGGAAUUCAAAGAUUAACAGGAAAUUCACAACCCAGCAGAUCAUCAAGUCCAAGCCAGGAUCAUUCGUCAGCAAGCUCACACGGUCUUCUGGUCCACUUGGCUGCGCUGUCGGACGUGCUUGUUAG
Messenger RNA from Manihot esculenta (cassava), 1400 nucleotides. Its product is annotated as probable pectate lyase 7. The record is from RefSeq and is a predicted model, not a curated record. Bases 87 to 1400 code for a protein of 437 amino acids. Lineage: Eukaryota; Viridiplantae; Streptophyta; Magnoliopsida; Malpighiales; Euphorbiaceae. The transcript is spliced from 4 exons. Gene Ontology annotation, molecular function: pectate lyase activity.